This is a messenger RNA of Myotis brandtii (Brandt's bat), 348 nucleotides long. Its product is annotated as protein TCL1B1-like. NCBI's taxonomy places the organism in Eukaryota, Metazoa, Chordata, Mammalia, Chiroptera, Vespertilionidae. The record is from RefSeq and is a predicted model, not a curated record. Gene Ontology annotation, biological process: positive regulation of peptidyl-serine phosphorylation. Bases 1 to 348 code for a protein of 115 amino acids. The transcript has a single exon. Gene Ontology annotation, molecular function: protein serine/threonine kinase activator activity.
AUGGCCAAGCCCCCGUCGAAGGUGCACCUCACAUCGCACCCCAUUUACCUUGAUAUUUCUGGGCCCUCGCUGUAUCAGGACGAGAACCAUCGCACAUGGCUGCAUCUCGUCAUGGAGACAGGAGGUGACCUGCAAAUACGUUUGUGCCAGGUAAACAUCCCCAGUGGUUAUAUCUCACUCACCACCAGCCAGCUGACCUCGAUCACCAUGCCUUCGUGGUGGACGCUCCACCUUGGCAUCCAGUAUCGGGACUCCAUGGGCCGGUUCUGGCGCAUCGUGCACCACGUGAAGGAGGAUGACACUGAGGAAAUGAUCCUUGAGCUGAUGGAAGACUCAUUGGACAUGUGA